GUGGACGAUAUAAAAGUUGGAAACGAAGAUGGUUCAUCCUGAACGAUAACUGCCUCUACUAUUUCGAAUACACGACGGACAAGGAGCCUCGUGGUAUUAUUCCAUUAGAAAAUAUUCAAGUUCGCGAAGCAUCCGAUCGCAAUAAGCCUCAUUGUUUCGAGUUGUACGCCACAGCUUCGGAAUUCAUAAAAGCUUGUAAAACGGAUAGCGAAGGGAGGUUGUCGAAGGUAAGUUGA
Ilex paraguariensis (yerba mate) is the source of this 236-nucleotide messenger RNA. NCBI's taxonomy places the organism in Eukaryota, Viridiplantae, Streptophyta, Magnoliopsida, Aquifoliales, Aquifoliaceae. The record is from the annotation of a GenBank genome assembly.